AUGGCGUCAGACCAUGAUGCCUUCGCAGACUGGCUGAAAACGCUGAACCCCACCGAGCUUGAAAAGCUCAAAGCCUUGCAUUCAGCCUCAGCGCAGACAGCAGCGGACACAGCCGUGCAGGAUGACACUCGGCCUUGCGAUAGUUCUGCCAGCCUUUCCCCACGUAGCGCCGUUAUCUACCAGAACCAGGAAGCCUUCUAUCAUGCCCAAGAGGGCUGCUACACUGGCCCUAUUCCAGCCUGUUUUGACUACAUCCCUCCCCAGGACGUGGAGGAUCUGGACGAUGCCGCGACGGCACAGCCUUCACAGCCAGAGACGUCCCAGCCUUCCCAGCAUGCGGAGCCUACACCGCCAACUGAAGCUGCAGCCGUUACCGAACAGCCGAUUGAGGAGGCUGGGGAGUACCUCCCCAUGGAGACGCCUUCCUCCUCCUCAGCCUUUCACGCAGCCCCGCAAGCCGGCCUCUAUUCCAUGAUGGGGCAGCUGAUAGAUAUGGCCUCGCUGAUCAAACGGCCGGACUUGGGCGUGGCUCGGGAGUCCGGAGCCUACUUGACAGCCGAUGCGUUCGCGGUGAGCGCCCCAGCCAAUUUCUUCCCUAACUUCCCCAACGCCCCUCUCAGCCAGCCUGACACCACUCCCAUGCCGCACGCCAAAGCCGAUCCCCCGCCAAUCAAAGCCGUGCCGGCGGGUGCCCCAAAAUUGGAGGCCACCGGCCCAGCAGACCUUUCUGCCGGUGCAGUCCUCCCCGCCUCCCAAGCCCGAGCCCGCAGCGACUCCGACAGAGGACCCGCCAGCCUCUACGCAGGCCCUUACCGCCCUCCCAAGCCUUUCGGCCUGGCGGUCAUUUGGGACGCCCGGAGCUGGAUCAACUUCUACGGAGGGGAGCCACCGAAGUCGGCCGUCGAGAUCGACGUCGAGACGUACUUUUACACAGCUGAUCCGGAAGCCGACACCUCCGAUGAGCCUUCGGACCUGCCGCCGUGCCCGCCUUUGCCCGAAUGGUACUCAGCCGAUACGGGAGUCCUCCGUUACUGGCACCUCGGAGCCACGGGGACGGGCAAUCCCAGGAACAUGGGAAAGCAAGGAGUCCCUCCCCUAUGCCUUCAGGAUAUCAGCCGCCCUCCUGAGCCUUUGGUGGACCGCCGCAAGCAUAUCACCGUGGAGCCUCCGAAGUCGCCCUACCUGUACAAGCCGCCAGCCAUGGCCUUGCCGAGACUGCCUUGCCCGAACAUGCGCAAUUGCAUUAUUGUGCCCAGCCUUACAUUGCCCCAGACCUUCGAGCUCGACCCAGCCUUUGCCCGUAUGUACUAUAUGGGCAGCCGUGGAGAAAUGCGUUGCGGCCUUCCCUGCUCGACAGUGCCUUUCUGUCCUUUCCAUUCAGCCUGUGGCCGUGAACUCAACUCUGGCGCGGUUGAGCAAAUGGACAAGCAUAUCGGCCAUCAAUGUUCGCGCUUUAAAGAAUUUACAGACCUUGGCCGUAGCCCAUUUGAAUGGUUUUCAGCCGUGCCUCCGCAAGCUCAGGCAUUCGGCAAGCCCUAG
Messenger RNA from Symbiodinium sp. CCMP2592, 1539 nucleotides. The record is from the annotation of a GenBank genome assembly. Lineage: Eukaryota; Dinophyceae; Suessiales; Symbiodiniaceae.